CUGGUUGAGAUUGUCACCACUACACCCGUUCCUUGCUCCAUGGACACCGUAAGCGAGUUGGUGUGGAAGGAACUGCACAACAAUCGUCAGUAUCCGGACAAAUGGUACCAAACUAAAAAGUAUGUCAUUUCAGUGAGGAACUACGCUCAAGAGUUCAAGCUGAGCGGGAUGCAGUUCAUGUGCAGAUUCGACGAGCCCUCUCGGAUCGUAUUCGUUGGGGCUGACACGAUGCUCAUUGGGACGAAGGGUCUGCAGUUCUCCAAUCAUACGUGGAUUGUGGUGACGCCUUCGCCGACCGACCCGGUUCGCUCGUCUGUCGUUCACAUGUGCGUGCGGCUAUCGGUGGACCGAGUGGAGGGAGGUUCUACCUAUACAGAAGACAGGAGCUACGCGCACGACCUGGUUCUCACCGACUUGUGCGCUCGAUUCCGUCAGCACUCGCUGUACGUUCAGAACUGGAUAGUCGACGAAACCGAGCGCUUGGCAGCAGGCAUGCCCACAACAUUG
Phytophthora sojae is the source of this 507-nucleotide messenger RNA. RefSeq lists its product as hypothetical. NCBI's taxonomy places the organism in Eukaryota, Oomycota, Peronosporomycetes, Peronosporales, Peronosporaceae. The annotation marks the transcript as partial. The transcript has 2 exons. The record is from RefSeq and is a predicted model, not a curated record.